Messenger RNA from Echinostoma caproni, 1284 nucleotides. Lineage: Eukaryota; Metazoa; Platyhelminthes; Trematoda; Plagiorchiida; Echinostomatidae. The record is from the annotation of a GenBank genome assembly.
AUGGCUGUCAUGUUUCUGUCGAAAUCUUACAAUGUAAACAAUCUGACAGAGGAUCUGAAAGCUCUCUAUCGAACAGCCGGGCAACGCGGCGCCGGUGUGACAUUCCUAUUCACAGACAACGAGAUCAAAGAUGAAGCAUUUUUGGAAUAUUUGAACAAUAUGCUCAGCUCCGGUGAGAUAGCCAAUCUGUUUGCUCGAGAUGAGAUGGACGAGAUUUUGCAAGAGUUGGCCAGUCCUAUGAAGAAGGAAUUUCCACGCCGACCCAUUACAAACGAAACUCUCAGUGAAUACUAUAUGAGUCGUGUAAUCAAGAAUUUGCAUGUGGUGUUAUGCUUUUCUCCGGUCGGACAGAAGUUCCGCAAUCGUAGUUUGAAAUUCCCAGGGCUGAUUUCCGGAUGUACAAUGGAUUGGUUCCAACGAUGGCCAAAGGAUGCACUGAUUGCGGUAUCUAACCAUUUCCUCUCCAAGUUUGAUAUAGUGUGUACACCUAAAGUGAAGGAAGCUGUAGUGCGAACCAUGGGUGUAUUUCAAGACUUGGUUGCUGAAUCGUGCCUGGAUUAUUUCCAACGUUUCCGUCGUCAGACACACGUGACACCAAAAUCAUAUCUCUCGUUCAUCGGAGGUUACAUGGAAAUUUAUUCAUCCAAGCGCAAAGAGAUUGGUUUACUGGCUGAACGUAUGAACACUGGGUUGAAAAAAUUGGUCGAAGCGGCUGAAUCGGUAAACGAGCUGUCCAAAGAGCUGGUUGAAAAAGAAAAAGAAUUAGCCGUUGCAAACAAGAAAUCGGAAGAGGUACUGGCCCAGGUCACCAUACAGGCGACUGCGGCUCAAAAGGUCAAAGCUCAGGUGCAGGUGGUGAAAGACAAGGCGCAAGUUCUUGUCGAUCAAAUCAGUGUGGAUAAAGCGAAUGCGGAAGAAAAGCUGGAGGCAGCCAAACCAGCUCUGCAGGAAGCCGAGGCGGCACUGGAAACGAUUAAACCGACACAUAUAUCAACCGCGGAUCCCGAACGUCCCUGCCCAAAACCCUCAUGGGGUGAAGCGCUCAAAUUGAUGGGUGGGGCCAAUUUUCUCAGUGGAUUACUCAACUUUCCAAAGGAUCUUAUAAACGCGGAAACGGUGGAGCUGAUGGAGCCCUAUUUCGAGAUGGACGAUUUCAAUAUGGAACAAGCCAAACGGGUCUGUGGUGAUGUUGCCGGGUUAUGCUCUUGGACCAAAGCUAUGUCUUCAUUUUAUGCGGUUAACAAGGAAGUGCUUCCAUUGAAAGUUUUACCACGAAUUGAGUGA